Molecule: messenger RNA, 5209 nt
Organism: Ictidomys tridecemlineatus (thirteen-lined ground squirrel)
Lineage: Eukaryota; Metazoa; Chordata; Mammalia; Rodentia; Sciuridae
Product: acyl-CoA desaturase 1
Biological process (GO): response to fatty acid; unsaturated fatty acid biosynthetic process; monounsaturated fatty acid biosynthetic process
Cellular component (GO): endoplasmic reticulum membrane
Molecular function (GO): palmitoyl-CoA 9-desaturase activity; stearoyl-CoA 9-desaturase activity; iron ion binding
Source: RefSeq, a predicted model, not a curated record
GCAUUUCGCAGAGGCAGGAGCUAGGGAGGCGCUCUGUAGGAGUCUGCAGCAUCCCUGCGCUGUGAUUCUUGUCGGUACUGCUUUCUGUCCCUUACCAUCUCCUGCCAUCAUCUCCACGCAGAGCUGCCGCGUCCAGGCAGCUCUGCGCAGGCAGCUCUGCGCACUUUGCCCCUUGUUCAACGAAUAAAAGGUGCCUGAGUUAAUACCGGGCACCGUCAUCCCCUGUCAGCUCUACCCCUUAAAUUUCGCCCGGGGAGAUCCGCGCACAGCGGGUGGGCCUGCACAGCCAUCUCGCGUGCAACAGCAUAGUAUUACGAGCGCAGCUCCACCGAUCGCUGAGCCGAAGUCCACCCUCAAUCUCAGCUGUGCCAAAUUCGCUCCGCAGCCUCAGCCCCGGGACCGUGAUCCCAGCACCCGAGAGCCAGAUGCCCGCCCACAGGCUGCAGGAGAUCUCUAGCUCCUAUACCACUACCACCACCAUCACAGCACCUCCCAAGGAGGAGAAGACACUUACAUACCUAGAAGAAGACAUUCGCCCUGAAAUAAAAGAUGACAUAUAUGACCCCAGCUACCAGGAUGCAGAGGGCCCUAGGCCCAAAUUUGAGUAUGUCUGGAGAAACAUCAUCCUCAUGGGUCUGCUGCACCUGGGAGCCCUGUAUGGGGUCACAUUGGUUCCCACUUCCAAGUUCUACACUUGGCUCUGGGCCUAUGCAUACUAUUUAGUGAGUGCCUUGGGCAUCACAGCAGGAGCUCAUCGCCUGUGGAGCCACCGAAGUUACAAAGCACGGCUUCCCCUGCGGCUCUUCCUGAUCAUUGCCAACACCAUGGCGUUCCAGAAUGAUGUUUAUGAAUGGGCCCGAGAUCACCGUACCCACCACAAGUUCUCAGAAACAGAUGCCGACCCUCAUAACUCCCGCCGCGGCUUCUUCUUCUCUCACGUGGGUUGGCUGCUGGUGCGCAAACACCCAGCUAUCAAAGAGAAGGGGGGAUCUCUGGACCUGUCUGACCUAAAAGCUGAGAAGUUGGUGAUGUUCCAGAGGAGGUACUACAAGCCCGCUGUUCUGAUGAUGUGCUUCAUCCUGCCCACACUGGUGCCCUGGUUUUGUUGGGGUGAAACCUUCCUACACAGCUUGUUUAUUGGUACUUUCCUGCGGUACACUGUAGUGGUCAAUGCCACCUGGCUGGUGAACAGUGCUGCCCACCUCUAUGGAAAUCGCCCCUAUGACAAGAACAUUAACUCUGGAGAGAAUGUCCUGGUUUCCCUGGGAGCUGUGGGUGAGGGCUUCCACAACUACCACCACUCCUUUCCCUAUGACUACUCUGCCAGUGAGUACCGCUGGCACAUCAACUUUACUACAUUCUUCAUUGACUGCAUGGCUGCCCUUGGUCUGGCUUAUGACCGGAAGAAAGUGUCCAAGGCUGCCAUUUUGGCCAGGAUUAAAAGAACUGGAGAUGGAAGCUACAAGAGUGCCUGAGUUGUGGGUUGUCCAGAUUUCAUUUCUAAAGCCAUCUGGGCAGAAGUUUAAUGUUCUGUUAAUAACUACUGAAAAGUAUUACCAGAUGCUAAAGUUGAUGACCUUAACCCAUUCCAGUAUUGUAUUCUUUUAAAAUGCAAAAGGUUUAUAACUUUUUUAGGUAGUGCAUAUUUUAAUCAGUAAGAUAGAAACAUUUCUCAAUACAUAUGCUUCCAAACAUGCUGCACACUAUAAAUACAUACAUUUUUACAUGUCAUUUUAAAAAAUUAUUAAUAAAUUCUAAAAAAAAGAGAGUAUUUAAAACAAACAACUCAGCUAUUAUGAUAGUACUUUGCUAAACUUAUUUCUUCUCUCUACUCUUUCUGUUGUUCUUUGCUUUGUUUGUGUCACCUUCCUUUCUCUUCCUUUUUAUAGCCUCCUAACCAACAGAUGUUUGGCCACUGGUCUGUGUUACCUUCCAAGCCUAGGCAUAAUUUCAGGCAUCUAAACAUAAUGAUCACUGCCCCAGAUAACUCUUUCCUCAAUAUGUCCUCAGACUCAAGGUAGGUAACUCAAGCUAGACAUACAAUAAAGCCUUCUGAGACAUCCUCUGCUAAUUAUCUUCAGUCUAGGCUUUGCUAGAUGAAAUAGAUAGCUUGAUUUGGCAUACAGCUGAAGAGCAGUUAUAUCAUCAGGAAGAGAGAUAGUAUGAAGAAUAUGAUUUAUAAGGAUGGUGUUGAUAUGGGAAAAGAGAAAAAAGAGAAGCUUUUACAGGGAUCAGACCCUGCCUAGCACAGACACUGAGCCCCUUCACACAGCAUUUUUCCUGUCUCUCCUGACUCAGUUAUGGAGUUUGAUGAUGGAAAUAACAGCAAAUCAAUAACUAAGAAUAAAGAAGCAUUUGUGUAGUUGUAAGAGUGGUCUCUCCUGGAGAAGGACAUUAAUUUUUGUUAAUAACAAGAAGAUGUCUUACUUCAUGGGAUUAGAUUUCAGGUUGGAUGUGUUCAAUACAACAUUACAGCAGCUCAGAGUUUUGAAGAUACAAUUGGGCCAAACUUAAAAAUAAACUGACAUAAAAUCUUUAAUUGAAACAUGCAAAUGUUUCACUUAGAGUAUUACCUCUGAAAAAGAAACUAGAAGUAAAGAAAGAAUUUUCUGGGUGGUCUGUUCAUUCCACAGAUGGACAGGAGAUGGAAAAGUUGACAGACAGCUCUUGUAGGCAGCUAUAAGAGAUCACUUCCCAAAGGAAGGACUCCAAUGACACAUCCAGGGGAGUCAGAAGUUACAUAGUAAGUUAUUAAGUGUCCUCAUGAAAUAAGUUUGAUGUUAGCUUCAUUCAUUAGUCUCAGUUUCUCUUAGGAUUGAGUGAAAACUAGGCUUCUUCCCACAGUGUUGGACCCCUUCACUCCUUGUUCUGUGACCAGUCUACAAAUGCAGGACUGUCUGGGGGAUAGGUAGGAAUAAAUCUCUUAACCACCCUGAUUCUGGAUUCCUGGCUUUAUCUCAGCCGUCUUUUUUCUCUUACCAGUGAUGUCUGUUCCCUGACAUUUUCUUUUCUCUGGACAGGCAGCCUCCUGUGUAUAUUCAGGGCAGAGAGGACUUGCUGUCCAGGCGGCUUUCUCCUGUAGACACAAUGCUCAUUGGCAUCAGCCCUGUGUCUCUUCAGCAGGUAGAGUUGACUGCCACUUUCCUGUGGCCUCCAGAUCCUCUUCUCCACCACAGUGAGUGUACCCCACUCUGACUACUCUAGGCAAGUCUGGCAGACACUUUAGAAACAUCUUUGUCUUGAAGAGGAUCCCUUUGAUGAGGCAUAGCCAAGGCCAAUGCUCACAUUUUUCCAUUGAGCUGGCCACAGUAAAAAAUGGCUUGUUGUCAGUCUCCUCUGGGUCAGAACAGAGAGUGUUCAGCAAAGCAACUUGGGCUAAUUGGUGUAUGCAGCUAAUGGUGCAAUACUUUCAAAAAGAAGAGGCGGAAACAGUCUUCUGGGAAGUACAAAAGGGGCGGGGGGGCAGUUCCCAAGUGCAGCACAUUGAAAGGAGUCCCUGCCCUGGAACCAGGAUUUGCUGGAAAGCUUGGGCUAAGAUGUGGGAUCUGAGAUGCCAGGAUCUUUGUUGAACAUUGUAUAUAUUUUCAGAACCUGGGACCUUUCCUGUCUCUGUUCCUCAGUUAUCAGUGCAAAGGUCUAAAUCUGCUCUUUAGGAUUGGCAGUAUACAAUACCAAAUGCUGUUAACUGUUGAGGCCUAGUGGUGUGAGAGAGCAGGACCUUCCUUCCUGUGUUAGUUGUAUAGAAGCUACAGGGGCCAGCCUGCACUAAAGCAGCCUUAUCUUUGAACUGUUCAUUAAAGUAGAAAAGAACUUUAUAGAAAAUCACUGUAGAUCAGAUCUACUGACUUGUACCUACCCCUGGAUAUGUUUCUUGGCUGAUUUUUAUUCUACUGGACAUCAGAUGCCUGCUUUAUGAUACAUGAACAGCAAACUCAACUUUCUUUUCUAGUCCUGUUCCAUGGAACUGAUCCAUUCAAUGUUCAUACACAAAUGGUACAGACCCCAGGUUGAGGACUGCAGCAUAUAUGGGGGUAUGUAGUAGGUAGAAGCAUGCCAGUAUAGUGAACAACACUUCUUAAGGUUUGAAGCCUCAAUUCAAGUAACACAAUAAUGAGAAACUCUGCUCUUAGCAAGAGUGAGUUUCUAAUGGUCCUUACCUUGUGGACAUGUUGAAAACUGAUUUCUGUGCCUUAUCCUUUUUCUAACCCAUGUUGCAGGUAAUCUGCCCUCACACUCUUUGAGUAGUCCUUUACUCCUUGAGAGACUAUAAAGUGGCCAGUAUCAAUAAGAGCCUGCCUGGUGGGUUAUCAGCACAGGUAUUUGCAGCAUUCCUUUCUGGGCUUCAUUUUGGAAAUUUAUGGCUGUUUUUAUUAAGUGUUCAAAUAUGAUGGUGGGUGGAAGUAGUUUGAAUGUAUUUAUUAUUCUUUAAAUGAAAUAAUGGUGGUAGCACAUAAAAUAGAAAGUUUCUCCUUGGUUUAUUAAUAUCCUGUAUGUAGUUUCUGAAUAGAUAGUUUGAAGGGUAAAUGAAGUAAGGCAACUGUGUUACACUGGUGGCUAAGAUCUUAAUCCCUGUUUUACCAACUUGCUAUGUGAGCUUCACUGUUAAACCUAUUAAUGAGAUAAGGUCAUUAAUCCAUUCAGAACCUUCUCAGAAGUCCCAUCUCUGAAUCUGCUACAUUAGGGAUUAAGUUUCCAAUACAUGAACUUUAAGGGGACACACUGAAAUCAUUGCACCGGGCAAGUCACGUAACUAUAAUAUGCCUCACAUUUCCUUUUGUUCAGAUGGAGUAAUAAUACUGACCUACCUCUUAGGCAGUUUAGAGGUUUGACUAAAACUUUUUAUUAAGCCUUUGAGAUCCUCAACAGAGAAAUCCUCAAGCCCUGCAGACUUUUAUAGUAGCAGUAUCCAGUAUGAAAUUGACAUGCACGUAUGUCCUGGAUACCAUCAUUAGCCUACAUGGUUCUCUCAAGAGAUUGAACGCAUCUAUUGGAGAAGGGGUAUAUAAUGAGUCAGACAAAAAUUGAGAAUGCAUUAUCAUUGCCAUGAAAACAUACACAGGAUACAUUUUCCUUACCUGGGUGGGUUUUUCUUCUUUUUAUGUAUGUAGUUAUUUGUAACCGAAGAAUAAUUUUUUGUAAUAUCAACCCCAAACCUAGUGGUACUGACCUGAGAUUGUGUUUAUUAUUAAUAAAAGUGAAGUGAAUCUGA